This is a messenger RNA of Seriola dumerili (greater amberjack), 4045 nucleotides long. RefSeq names its product lysosomal associated membrane protein 2 (gene lamp2). Gene Ontology annotation, cellular component: membrane. The record is from RefSeq and is a predicted model, not a curated record. NCBI's taxonomy places the organism in Eukaryota, Metazoa, Chordata, Actinopteri, Carangiformes, Carangidae. The coding region runs from base 124 to 1380 and encodes 418 amino acids. The transcript is spliced from 9 exons.
CUUACAUUUCCUGGUACAGUCGGCGGCGGCUCUGCUACAGCUCAAACACCGCUAACUGAGCGUCCCUGUCGGGCAGUUUUCACCUUCUCUCUGGUAACUGACACUCCAAACUACCCGGCGACCAUGUCCCGAUAUGCUGCAUUUGUCUUGUUCCUUGCCUGUGGGAUCGCCGUCCAGGUGUCACAUGGCGUUGAGGUGAAUGUCACAGACUCACAGGACAAGUUAUGCCUCUAUGCUAAUCUGAUGGUCAACUUCUCAGUCUCGUACGAAACAAAGGGCAAUGAGAAUAAAACAGUCAAGAUGGAACUUCCCAAUGAUGUCACAAAAAGUGCAAGUAAAUGUGACAACAUAAGCUCAUUGCUGAAGCUUGACUUCGGAGACGGGCACUCCUUCAGCAUGAACUUCAGCAUGAGUGGAAAAAUGUACCAGGCAGACUUCAUCACAGUUUCCUACAAUCUCAGCGACUCAUCUCUGUUCCCUGAUUCUCUAUCAAAUGAAACUGUAUCUGUGACCGUGAAACCUCAGAUUACAAAUGUGGGCGUGGAUACCUGCUACUCAUGCAAGAGUGAAGACGUGAUCCAGGCUGAUUUUGUUAAUAUGACACUGUGGAACGUGCUCAUACAAGCUUUUGUCAGUAACGGCAGCAAGAGUGAAAAGAUCACCUCUUGUAAAGCUGAUACACCCACGACCCCUGUUCCCCCCACCACUCACGCCACCAGUACAACCACUGCAGCUCCUGUCACAAACUCUACUUCCACUGCCCCGCCUCCCACCACCACCCCGACCCCCACCCUCCCCCCACCCAUCACUGGGAACUACAGCAUCAAGUCUGGUAACAGCACAGCCUGUCUGUUAGCCAACUUUGGCCUGCGGAUUGGUUUCAGGCAAGGAGAGAAAUAUCAGGAGAUGAACCUCGAACCCAACGGGACCAAAGUCUCUGGAACAUGCGGAGUCAACAGCAGUGAGCUGCAGCUGACCUCAAACACGAUGACCGUCAUGUUCACCUUCACCAAUGACACAGCAAAAUUCCGCCUACAUGCUCUCAACUUCACCACGAAGAUGAGCUCUGGUGUGGAGUUCUCUGAGGGGAACACCAACCUGAGUCUGUGGGAGGCGGCUCUCGGCAGCUCCUACAUGUGUAACAAGGAGCAGAACUACACCAUCACCAGCCUGCUCACCCUCUACACCUUCAACCUACGAGUGCAGCCCUUUGGAGUCGCAAAGGGUGUUUUCAGUACAGCCCAUGAAUGUUCAUUGGAUGACACCAGCAUCUUAAUCCCAAUCAUUGUUGGCGCUGCUCUGGCUGGCUUGAUUCUCAUUGUAGUGAUCGCUUACGUGAUUGGUCGAAGAAAGACUUAUGUUGGAUACCAGACCCUUUAAAUCAUUCAUGAAAUAUCACGGGGCUCCCAAGCCUGGUCCUUGGGUUUUAAAAUCUAUUGAAAUCAAAAUCUAAAAUAGAAUAUCUGCUGGGAAAACUGUCAGAAAAAUAGAUUUUACUGUCUGUUGGUAUUGACGUCAUUGGUCAAGAUGAGACAUGAAAUGCACUCAGAACAUUUUUGAAUUGCAGUUACCUUUUAAUGAUGCUACAAUAAGAAAGUAAAAAUCCAUAUAAAGAUGGAGGGUUUGGUAGAAUUCUCAAGGACCAAACUUGUCUACCCCCAAUGUUUGUGUUCCUUUUUGUUGUUUUCUGGAUGUCUUGUCUUUCAUUUUUUGUUGUGUGUUUUUUUUUUGUUGUUGUUUUUUCUUUUUGUUGUUGAGCAAGUGCAAGAUCCACACAACCCUUUUUUUAUUUCAAGUAAUCACAGUCAUAUGAAAAGUGAGGUUUAGAAUGCAACAUAUGGAGAUCUUGGAGUUAUACAGGUACUGUAGGACGUCUACAUUUACAAAAGUCCCUGGAUUUUUCACACAUUUUUAGCAAUGUGUAUGUGACAGUUUAAGUUUGUUACAGUGGGAUCCUGCACUUGCUGUGCAGACAUUCCCCUUUUGUUUGCAUUUGUCAUCAUUUAAUUUUUGUGCACAUUUUAGUUUUUGCUUCCUUUUUUAUGGUCCGACUUUUCAUUCCCAUAAUUAUUUACUUUGAGAUAUAAACGAAUGAUCAUUUUUUCACAGCAUUUAAACAGCAAUCCCUUCACAAAAAAAUCAAAGGAAGAUGGCAAAUCAGCUGUCUUUGCUUUGCUCCAAGAAAUUCAUUACCAAGGAUGAAGGUCUACUCCAUUUAGAAGGUUGUCAAAGGAAAUAUGCUUUAGCCCAUGUUUGCCCCUGUAGAGCAGGAGAAACAUUGGAAUUAUUGUCCUGAUUUUGUGGCUCCAAUCAUAUUAAGAAUGUGAAAUCAAAGGCUGCGAUGCUUGAACAUUAAUUGACCCUUUUCACAGGCGGCAUUUGAACAUAUAUCAAGCAGUGAAAGCCCUGGUAGCUCUAAUGGCCUUAAUGCAGGCUGUGUAAAGGCCCUGGAGCUGACAGAACUACAUGGAAUGAAGCCAUUGUUAAUGUUCUUAAUUACACCUGUGCUUUUCCUGCUACACCAUGUCAAAAUGUCUGCCUUUUAAAAGGUCUGUUACAUUUGCACAUGUUCCAACCAGAGAAUAAAUCUGACAAGAAAGGUCAACUUUUUCUUUUUUUUUUUUUUCCACCCACAAUAUAUUUUGGCAUUAGGUUUAGUAAAGGGAUAGUACCAUUGUGUAGAUGUUCGCUUUCAGUGCAGACGUUUCUGAAACGAGGAUAUUUACAUAUAAAUGCACUAAGACGAUCUUUAUAUUUUGCAUUAUGUCGAGACUGUUGUCACAUAAUUUCACCUGUGUAUAGGCCUGGGCUUGGCCUGAGCUCUGAGGGCUGCAGCUGGAUCAGGGAACGUUAAAGACCCUGAAAAUAUUGGUGACCGAUCAAGCAACAAUCAGAGAAACGGGGAAACAGCGAGGCUGACGAGUAGCUUCAUGUUCAGUAUACUGACAGGAGAGUGGUGUCAAUCCUUCUAUGAAGAAAGUAAAUAAGAGCAGUUCCAAAAAUAUGAAACCAUUCCUCCACAAUCUCAGCUGAUCUGCCUCUUCAGCACUGUGUGGGAGCUUAAGCAAACAAAACCCACAACUGUAAAUUAGAAAAUCCAGAUUAGUGCAGCGAAAUAAAUGAAAUAAUCUCAUGUGAAAUUUACAAAACUCUUGGCAGAAAAUUGUAUUUCCAUGUAGGACACAGUCACUCACCGUAAGAUGAUGAAUAGGGGUUUUCAGGGCCUUUUGAACUCUCGAACCAGUGUAGGUCUCAGUGAAGCAGUGUCAGGGAUGUAGGCAAGCCCCAGCAUGUGUAUUUUUGUAAUGAUAGAAAAAGCCAAUGUGACACACAGUAGUAGUUGUGUAUUGUCGCUUUAUUCUAGCAGAGUUGCUGCGUACUGUUUGACUCUGGAGCAAAGCAGACAGCAAACUCCACUGACGAUGAAAAAGACUAGAAACUUGUGCAUUUUUAAGUUGCUUAUAAAAUCAGCUUUUCCCAGGAUAUUGUAUGUGUGUAUGGAUAAUGGCUCUAAAUCAAACAUGAGAUCUGACUUUUGCUUGUGACUGCUGCUGUCUUGUGUAUUUCAGCUUUGUACAAACUCAGUCGCCUUAAUUACAAAGAUGGUUUUGCAGCACCAGUUUAAAUGUUUAUGGUUAUGUAAUAUCCCUGGUUCUCAAUAAAUCUUCUUACCAGUUCUUCAUCGCGACAGUUGUGCCUUUCUCAGUGAUAACUUUCUGUUUUGUACAUUCAUUAACACACUAACACUGUUGAGAUGCCAUUUUUGUAACGUGGUGUCAUUCGGCUCAUUGUUUUAUUCCCCGUGUCCAGUUGAGAACAUUGCACACACGUGUUCAGCAAAGGGAAUUUGUGCUGCAAGACCAUCUUGUUUAAUGAUCAGUUAAUGUGUGUUAUGUGGAUACAAAUGACUGCGGACUUCAUCUCCAUUUUCUCACGCUGUCAGCUAGAAUAAAUUGGGUUUCAAAUUGUGUGUCAGAUUGAAGUGGAGCUUUUUUUUUUUAGUAUUUUAAGAUUUAUGGAAAUAAAAAUGCAAUGCUGUCCUGGA